GUAACAAGUAUGCGAGUGCUGGAAUAAACAAUAUUCCGAAAAUUUUUGAUGCUUGGAAUAGUUAUGUCAGUAAAUCAAAGCUCGUUUUGGGAAUCGAUUUUGGUGGCAUUGUCGAAGUUGUUACUUCUAGAAAUAUUACAGCGGAUACCAAUAAUCAAAACCUUCAGGUUGUGAACCCUAACCCAAAUAUUCAGUUACCAUCUUUUGAUGAAAGGAUUCAAGAUCUGUGCGGAAAUUCAACAAAUUUUUCUUGGUCAUGGAAAAAUUUUUCUAAAACAUUAUUACCUUGUUACACAAGUACUAGUAAAGAUCCACAAUGGAAAUAUGGCUUUGAUGAUAAUGCCAAACAGCCAUAUGCUUAUCAACAACAACAACAACCGAACUCUCCUACACAGUUCUAUUAUGUUUCUUAUGAAGAUUUUCAAUCAUUAAAAUCCAAAAUUGAUUAUGUCCAGAGUAAUGCACUAGGAAUUGCAAUUUUUGAUAUAACUAAGGAUACAGUCGAUGCAAAAUUAAUGAACUUCAUAACAGGGAAUCCUAAUCAGAAUAACCCGAAUAACCCUCAGGGACCAAAUAUACCUACAUCAAAUCCUAAAACCACAUCUCAACCAUCUUCGUCCAAUGUAGGUGCAAUAGUGGGUGGUGUAAUAGGCUCUCUUAUUUUUGUUAGCGUAAUAGUGGCAGCUGGUUAUAUAUUAUAUCGAAGAUAUCGACCAGGAAAAGUUGUAACAACUGUCGUGGCAAUGUUUGAUUAUGUGGGAAAAGAAGAAAAUGAUUUGAGUUUUAAGGCAGGUGAUGUAAUUGAAGUACUUGAGAGAGGAGAUGGACCUAAUGAUUGGUGGGUGGGUAGAUUACAUGGCGUUGUAGGUGAAUUUCCUGGUAAGUAG
This is a messenger RNA of Cetraspora pellucida, 887 nucleotides long. The record is from the annotation of a GenBank genome assembly. NCBI's taxonomy places the organism in Eukaryota, Fungi, Glomeromycota, Glomeromycetes, Diversisporales, Gigasporaceae.